AUGGCUCUCUUCCUUCAAUGGCUGAUAGAAGCUUUCAAACCACUUUUGCCUUUUGCAUCCAUUUUUAUAGCAGCGCUUCUGAUGAAGUUUGUCCUGAAAAAAAACCAGAGAAAGAAAAAUCUACCACCGAGUCCUAAAACGUUACCAAUCAUUGGCAACCUUCACCAGGUAGGUAUACACAACCCUCACAUAGCUCUCCACAGUCAAGCACAAAAAUAUGGUCCCAUCAUGUUUUUACAGCUUGGUGAGAUCCCAACCGUGGUGAUUUCAUCGGCUAGAUUGGCUAAGGAAGUCCUCAAAACCCAUGAUCUUGUACUCGCAAGCCGCCCUCAGCUCUUUUCAGCAAAAUACUUGUUCUAUGAUUGCUCAGAUAUUGCCUUUGCUCCAUAUGGUGCCUACUGGAGAAAUGUAAGAAAACUUUGCAUUCUUGAGCUGCUGAGUGCUAAGCGAGUCCUAUCAUUCAGCUAUGUCAGGGAAGAAGAAGUUGCUCGUUUGGUUAGUCGGAUAGCAGAGUCUUCUUCCUCUGGCAUCACCAACGUAAGCAAAAUUGUUGGGCUGUAUGCUAAUGAUGUCCUUUGCCGGGUUGCACUUGGAAGGGACUUCUCACAAGGAGGGGAGUAUGAUCAGCAUGGUUUCCAAAAGAUGCUUGAUGAUUACCAGGCACUGCUUGGAGGAUUCAGUCUUGGAGAUUAUUUCCCAUCCAUGGAGUUUGUACAUAGCUUAACAGGUAUGAAAAGAAGACUCCUACAUACUUUCAGACGGUUUGAUGAGUUCUUUGAUGAAGUUAUAAAAGAACAUCAAAAUUCGGAAGGAAAACAAGAGGAACGAAAGGACCUUGUAGACGUCUUACUUGAUAUACAGAAGAACGGUUCCAGUGAUAUGCCUCUUACCAUGGAUAACAUCAAAGCAGUAAUCUUGGAUAUGUUUGCAGCAGGAACUGAUACUACUUUCAUAACGCUUGAUUGGGCAAUGACGGAGCUGAUCAUGAAUCCUACAGCUAUGGCAAAAGCACAAGCAGAAAUUCAGAACAUUGUUGGUGAGAGAAGAGUUGUACUAGAGAGUGAUCUGCCUAAGCUUAACUAUAUGAAAGCUAUAAUCAAAGAGGUUUUCCGUUUACAUCCUCCUGUCCCAGUUUUGCUCCCAAGAGAGUCAAUGGAAGAUGUUAUCAUUGAUGGGUACGACAUUCCUGCUAAAACUCGGAUUUAUGUGAAUGCAUGGGCAAUGGGGAGGGACCCGGAAGUAUGGGAGAAUCCAGAAAUAUUUAAACCAGAAAGAUUUAUGGGCAGCAGUAUAGACUUCAAAGGGCAGGAGUUUGAGCUGAUACCGUUUGGAGCUGGUAGACGAAGCUGUCCAGCCAUCACAUUUGGAAUAGCAACUGUUGAGCUUGCUUUAGCUCAACUUCUGCAUAGCUUUGAUUGGGAAUUGCCACCAGGUGUAAAAGCUCAGGAUAUAGAUAAUACAGAAGCUUUUGGGAUCUCAAUGCACAGGGUAGUUCCUCUGCACGCGAUCGCCAAAUCACACUUUCUGUAAGGCAGACAUGGCCAUAAACAUGGUAGUCAUUUUGCUUUUGCCUGCGUCAAGAUAUGCUUUCUGCAAUAAUAAGAUAUGCACUGCAUUAUAUUGUGCCGUUAAA
Mercurialis annua (annual mercury) is the source of this 1633-nucleotide messenger RNA. RefSeq names its product cytochrome P450 71AP13-like. The transcript has 2 exons. Bases 1 to 1530 code for a protein of 509 amino acids. NCBI's taxonomy places the organism in Eukaryota, Viridiplantae, Streptophyta, Magnoliopsida, Malpighiales, Euphorbiaceae. Gene Ontology annotation, molecular function: iron ion binding; heme binding; oxidoreductase activity, acting on paired donors, with incorporation or reduction of molecular oxygen. The record is from RefSeq and is a predicted model, not a curated record.